Schizosaccharomyces japonicus yFS275 is the source of this 638-nucleotide messenger RNA. RefSeq lists its product as hypothetical. Bases 251 to 469 code for a protein of 72 amino acids. The transcript has a single exon. NCBI's taxonomy places the organism in Eukaryota, Fungi, Ascomycota, Schizosaccharomycetes, Schizosaccharomycetales, Schizosaccharomycetaceae. The record is from RefSeq and is a predicted model, not a curated record.
ACGUUAUCGAAUUCUGCGGGGUUCCUGGGGAAUAACCAUCGGACGUCAUUGCCCAGCACUUAUAUAAGCACGCUGCAGAACACAUUCAGCAUCAUCUCACAAAAGAAACAAAACAUCAACUCGUAAGCAGUAGUGUGUUUAUUUACUGUUCACAAAAUAUAACUGUUAUCAGACAGCCGAUUUGUUGUAACGGACUCGCCUUGGUAACGAAUUUCUUGUCCUAAGAAGAAAUCACAUAAGUAUCAUCAAAAUGCCAUACAUGCCUCAAGUUAAGCACGGCGAAGUGAUUCGCGACGACCGUCAUUCCCACACCGGUCUUAAGAUUUCGGACCGGGCCGACACUCGUGGAUGGGGAGACGUAAAGCACGAACGCGAGUUUGAAGAGCUCGCCGAACGGGAUGCAGAAACAGACCAAAGACGCGACACCGAAGAAGUGCAAAAGGAACCUGAACUCCUUCCUCCUCAGUAGACUACUCGCCGAAACGCGUCGCGUUUCGCAUAAAUGGUCCCUCACUAAUGACGACACUAGCGACGCUCGUGGGGGCAAUUCAUGCUUCUAUGGGCGUCUCUACAAGCAUCGCCACGAUCAGUGGCGCAAGCAUUUGUAAUAACGAAUAAUGAUUUUGCAUCUGACGGUA